Molecule: messenger RNA, 2337 nt
Organism: Pimephales promelas (fathead minnow)
Lineage: Eukaryota; Metazoa; Chordata; Actinopteri; Cypriniformes; Leuciscidae
Gene: il12rb1
Product: interleukin 12 receptor subunit beta 1
Molecular function (GO): protein binding
Source: RefSeq, a predicted model, not a curated record
AUGCAGUAGUUUGCACUUCAUUCUGCCCCAGAAAGACACAUGAGUAGUGCAUACAUAUCACACAAACCCCUCAUGUGUCUAGACCAGAUGACUUCCAACCCAAGGAUUGUUAAUGUUUAUUCAGGGUACAAAGAUCUUCUUGAACUGCCUGUGUAUUAGCCAUGUCUUAUGAGUGAGGACUUUUCCGAACACGAGAAGCGAUGGGGAUAAGAGUGGCUGUGCUGCUGUUUGUUGUUUCUGUCAGCCUGACUGAAGCAGCAGGAUGUAUACCUACAUCUAGUCCGCAGUGUUACAAAAAUUCAACUUCUCUGCAAGACGACUUUAUGUGUAAAUGGGAUAAGAGAAACCCUAAGGAGAAUCAGACACACACUCUUUAUAUAUGGGACAGUGAAAAGAAAAGUUUUAUAUUGUGUGCUAACUCUGGCGAUCAAUCAGAGAAAUAUAUUAUCUUGGAGGAACUAGGACUCACAACAAGCAAGACGGACAUAUGGGUGCAAACACAAGUGGGCAAUCUCACCUGCAAUUCUAGCAAAAUCUCAGUCAUCCUUGAAUGCUUGGUCAAAUACAGUGCACCUCAGAUUACCAGAAUGAAAAGGUCAGCUGGAAUCCUGUCUCUCAAACUGGACAAACCAAACGAUGACAAAAGUGCUAAAUACGAGAUCAGAUGGAGGGAGAGAGGCUCCGAAUGGCAGAAUGAGACAUUUGAAACUGAGGACAGCACUAGCCCAGAAGACCAGACCUCAAAGGCAAACAAAAUGGCUGAAGAUCAUCUACUCUCUUUCCGUCGAGAUGGUCGUCCUCUAGAGUGGUAUGAGGAGUUUAGACUCCUCCCAUCUGAUUCCUACAAGCUACGUCUACAGAAACAGACGAUCUACCAGAUCCAACUGAGACGGCAGGCCAAACUGCAGCCACAUAUAUGUAAUGACUCACUACAAACUCUCUGGAGUGACUGGAGCCCAGUGGAGGACGUUCCCUUAGAAAUCAGCCUCUCGCUUGUACACAAACUUGAAACAAAAUGGACGAACGGGACCAGGCAUAUUAAUCUCACCUGGGAUGAACCAUCUGCUGAACAGUCUGUUGGGGGUGUAAAGUACAUGCUGAAUGUCGUAGUUUGGCCUUGUAAAAACAAAGAGAGGAAAAAAAAGAAAAAGUCAACUUCGGAUCGAACCUAUAAAACCUUAAUCACAUAUUCAGAGGCCAGGAUUUCCAUUAUUGCAACGAACAAGGUCGGAAGUUCACCUCCACUGCAGAUCGUCAUUCCCGCUGUGAAACAUCUGAGCAAUUGUGACAAGCCCUCUAAGAUCACCCUGAGUGAUCAAACCUGCUUAGAAUGGUACAAGCUGGAGAACGGUGAGACCCGACCAAGUACAAUAAACCACUCAGGCAAUAAAACAUUCAAGGACAUUGAAAAGGGGGUGGAGAAAUUUGUACGUCAUUAUUACUUUCUACACACCAUGGGAAAGAAACAUCUUCAAACUGUUGAUAUGUGUCCUUUUUACUCAGAACAGGGAGCACCUAUUAAAGGUCCAGGGAACGUGAAUAUUUCUAAUGUGACGCAUGAAUCAGCAGUGGUCCGUUGGCUUUCCAUUCCUGUGGCGGAGCAGCGAGGAUUUCUACUGCAUUAUCUCAUUUGGAUUUCAGGACAGGGAAACACAACACUCCAUGAAGCCCAAGCAAAUGAAACCAGCUUCAAGAUCAAGAACCUCCAACCAGGGGCCUCUUACACCGUUUCUAUAGCCGGAGAAACAAUGGCUGGUAAAGGGCCGAACUCAACUGUGAACUUUGAAACUCACUCAGAAGAAAUGGGCUUAUCAUGGCAGGACCAGACCAUCCUGGGCGUCUGUGUGGUUGCCCUCUUGUGUACUAUAAUCUGCUCUGUUGCUGUCAGGCGAUUUAGGAACAAGUUGAUACCUAAAGUACCCAGUCCUGUGAUUGAUACAUCAGAAAUAAGAUGUCCACAAGAUCAGGACCUGAGACAGACGGAGGAAGUGCAUGAAUUUGUUCUCUUGCUGUGUCAAGAUCUCAGCAAACCCAGUGAAAACGUGACCCCUGAACAGAGCACUUUACUGCAAGGCUUCGGCCUUGUCGUCUUUGAGGAGGAAGACGAGGUAGAUGAGGAGGGUGAAGUUACUGGCUUGAGCUCUAUGAAAUCCUGUUGCUAUCCGAAUCCUAGUUACAGAGGACAGACGCUACAUCUGCCAGAGCCUUUCCACACGACAGAUAGCGCAUUAAAUGACAAUGAUACAGAGUCUACAUACAAAAAUGGCCUGUUCUUUGAAACAAGUGACAAAACGUCACUAUAGACUUGUGUGUGACGUGUACUGACAAAUAAAAAAA